Cyclospora cayetanensis is the source of this 1323-nucleotide messenger RNA. RefSeq names its product serine/threonine-protein phosphatase 2B catalytic subunit. Gene Ontology annotation, molecular function: calmodulin binding; calmodulin-dependent protein phosphatase activity. The record is from RefSeq and is a predicted model, not a curated record. Gene Ontology annotation, cellular component: cytoplasm; calcineurin complex. Lineage: Eukaryota; Apicomplexa; Conoidasida; Eucoccidiorida; Eimeriidae. Gene Ontology annotation, biological process: calcineurin-mediated signaling. The coding region runs from base 1 to 1323 and encodes 440 amino acids. The transcript is spliced from 14 exons.
AUGGAGCCUCUUUCAGAUCCCAAACACGACAGAGUUGUUACCUCUGUGCAGCCACCGCCAGCGAAACCCCUAUCCGAGUCCGUUCUCUAUCCCCGGGGCCAAGACAACCCGCCCGACUGGAGGGAGCUGCGCGCCCACUUGCAGCGCGAAGGUCGUGUAUGGAAGGAGGACUGCUUGGAAAUCAUCCGCAAAGUAACAGAAAUCACGAGCAACGAGCCAAACCUGCUCCGGCUCAGCGACCCCAUCACCGUGGUGGGAGAUAUUCAUGGUCAAUACUACGAUUUGCUAAAGCUUCUCGAUGUUGGAGGCGAUCCGGACACCACACAGUACCUAUUUCUGGGGGACUAUGUGGAUCGAGGCAUCAUCAAUGGCAAGUUUCUCGCGCUCCAUGGGGGCCUCAGCCCAGAGCUGAAAGUGCUGAGUCAGAUAGGAGGCAUUAACAGAUUUCAGGAACCUCCACGCGGGGGACUGUUCUGCGAUUUGCUGUGGGCGGAUCCCUUGGAUGAAACUAAGGAAGACAGCGGGAUGCAGCUCGCUCAGGGAUCGGAUGGUGCCUUUAUUCCGAAUGACGUGAGGGGCUGCUCCUUCUUCUUUGCAUACACUGCAGCCAGUUCCUUUCUGGACCGAAACGGUCUACUCUCAGUCUUGAGAGCCCAUGAAGCCCAGCUCGAGGGCUAUAAAAUGCAUCAGACAAACUCUAAAACAGGCUUUCCCACGGUGAUAACGAUAUUUUCUGCACCCAACUACUGUGAUGUGUACAACAACAAAGGUGCUGUUCUAAAGUUUGAGAAUAACACACUGAACAUUCAGCAGUUCAAUUACAGCCCUCACCCGUAUCACCUUCCGAACUUCAUGGAUAUCUUUACCUGGUCGAUUCCCUUCGUAUCGGAAAAAGUAACGGAGAUGCUUUAUGGUAUCCUGAACCCGUCGUUAGAAGAAGGAGAAGAUGACGAGGAAAUCGACAGCAUUGAGCUGCCCCCUGAGAUAGUAAAGAUCAUGCAUGCGAACAUCGUACUGGCUGAUGAAAGCCCUGCUCCACGAAGCCGGCCACCAAGCGCUGGAACACCCAUUAGCCGUGAGCGUGCGGAGGCACUCCGGCGAAAGGUUCAGUCUGUUGGCCGUCUGAUGCGUGUCUUCAAGACCAUAAGGGAAGAGAAUGAACUGAUCAUGCAGCUCAAGGGCUGCACACCGGGCGACCGGAUACCAGUAGGGCUCCUUAUCCAGGGACGGCAGGGUCUUCAAAACGAGCUAGAAAAGUUUCAGAAUGCUAAGCAAAUCGACGCGAUGAACGAAAGGCGGCCCGAUGGGGCGUCCAAGCGUUGA